AUUAUACAGGGGCGUGUCCGACGACCUGGAGGCGGGCCCUGCCGUCCCGUGGGCGGGGCCGGUGGCCGAACUGGCCUGGAGACUCGGGGAUCUGAAUCCUUCUCCAGCGGCCAGGGAAACGCCGGACCAUGGGCUCCCAGGAGCGGGAAGCACAGAGGUGGCGGGGCUGAGCCCCGCUGAGACCUCUGGGCCGGCCAUGGGCGACCGUGAACGCAACAAGAAGAGGCUGCUGGAGCUGCUGCAGGCUGCGGGCACAGGCAACGGGCACUGCGCGGACUGCGGGGCAGCGGAUCCUGACUGGGCCUCUUACAAGCUGGGAAUUUUCAUCUGUCUCCACUGCUCUGGCAUCCAUCGCAACUUUCCAGACAUCAGCAAAGUUAAAUCCGUGAGAUUGGACUUCUGGGACGACAGUAUGGUGGAGUUCAUGACUCACAAUGGGAACCUCAGUGUGAAAGCCAAGUUUGAAGCUAGAGUCCCAGCUUUCUACUAUGUCCCUCAGGCCAACGACUGCCUGGUCUUAAAGGAACAAUGGAUUCGAGCUAAGUAUGAAAGACAGGAGUUUAUGGCUGAUGAGAAAGCUGUCUCACCCCCAGGUAACCGAGAAGGGUUCCUGUGGAAGCGAGGACGGGACAAUGCACAGUUCCUGAGAAGAAGGUUUGUCCUUCUGUCUAGGGAAGGCCUCCUGAAGUACUACACCAAGGAGGAGGGUAAAGCCCCAAAGGCUGUCAUCAGCAUCAAGGAUUUAAAUGCCACCUUCCAGACAGAGAAGAUCGGACAUCACCAUGGACUGCAGAUCACCUACAGGAAAGAGGGCCACACCAGGAACCUGUUUGUUUAUCAUGACAGUGGGAAGGAGAUAGUGGAUUGGUUCAAUGCUCUCCGUGCAGCCCGCCUGCAAUACCUAAAAUUGGCCUUUCCUGAUCUCCCAGAGUCCGAGCUCGUGCCUCUCAUCACCAGGAACUACCUCAAACAAGGCUUCAUGGAGAAGACUGGUCCAAAGCAUAGAGAACCCUUCAAGAAAAGAUGGUUUGCCUUGGAUUCUCAGGAGCGGAGGCUGCUGUAUUAUAAGAAUCCCCUGGAUGCUUUUGAGCAGGGCCAGGUUUUUCUGGGAAGCAAGGAGCAGGGAUACGAAGUAUGGGAAGACCUGCCCAAGGGCAUCCGAGGGAACCGCUGGAAGGCCGGAAUUACUGUCAUCACUCCAGAGCGGAAAUUCAUCUUCACCUGCCCCACUGAGAAGGAACAGCGGGAAUGGCUGGAGAGUCUGAGGGGCGUCCUGUCCAGUCCCUUGUCGCCCCUCCACCUCCUCAGUGAGAAGUUGGGGGUGGGUGGGGGUUCUUUUGGGUGAGGGCAGAAAAGGGCUCCUUCACUGUGGUCCCAGAGGGGCCUGACUCAGCUUUUUUGAGUCUCCCUCAUUUCCUGCCAUAGAAAAGCACACACUGCACUUUUUUUUUUUUUUUUGCCAGAAAGUCCCUUUUCCACCAAGUUCCUCUAUGCAGCCAUCCUCAUGAACUUCAGGAGGAAUUUGGCCCUAGCAGAAUUGCAGAGGCUGGCUACCCUCUGAGCAGAUUCCUCCCCACACCCUUGUCCUUUUUCUCACAAGAAAACACUGGCCUGUGAUCCUUAGCAGAGGUCACCCUGCCGGGAACCCACAGAGAUUCUGGAUUCCUCCCCACCCAGAGGGAAGGCUAUUUUUAGUGCUGUCUUUUUCCUCAGCCCUCUCGUUUGUCUGUCUCCCUCCUCUUCACCCCAGAUGUGUCACAAGAAGACUGUUGCCAUCUGUUGACAACCCUAUGAAAAGCUGAGUUAGGGAGGAAGCCUCUGGCCCAGGGCCAAGCUUCUAGGGCAUAAAGGAAAAGCUGUGUAUUUGGAAGAAUACAAACUGAACAGGAGACCCCAACAGCCCUUGGGGGAAGCCCUGAUGCCUCCCUAGACUCACCAGUAUGGAUACAACUGUCUCAGGCUAGCCCAGGCCUUUAAUCUCAGUGUUGGGGCCAGAGGCAGAUAGAACUCUGUGUGUUCAAAGCCAGCCUGGUCUACAUAGUGAGUUCCAGGACCCCUGGAGCUACAUAAUGAGAGACUCUGUUUCCAAAACCCAAACAAAACAAACAAAAAAACCUAACCCACGACUGCCUUGGCCAUCCAGUUCCCAAACCCAAGCACACAGAAGGCAAUUGACUGAGCAUCCCGACAGCUGCUCUCUGCUCUCUGUGGGCCUGAAUCCCCAAGUCUCUGCCCCUGCUUUCCUCUCUGUUUUUACCAACUCGUCUAUCUCCUUUGGCCUGUUUUUUGUUUCUCCCUGUUUUAUUCUAAUUUAAGGUUUCCUGUGUUGUCCCGGCUCCCUCUGUCAGGCCACACAUGUCCCCUCCAUGUUCUGCUCCCCCAAGCAGGGCAGCACCAGCAUGGCUAUCUUCCCCAGUCCCCCUGUUUCCCUUGCAGCCACAUCAGCAGAGACUGGCUGUGGCCUGAGGUGACCCAUCUUGGAGGAUCUGGCUGGCUACUGAGCAUCUGAAGUCCUGGAGAAGCGUUCACCUCAGCCCAGGUUGUCCUGAAGGAAGCCCUGAGGCCAGCAGCUGCCCUGUCAGUGAACUCUGUCAAGGCUCAGGGUGUGGUUGAACCUAUGGCUCCCAGGCUCCUUCCGGCAAACAUUCCCUAGUCUGGAGGAGCUGGUACAGAGAAGAAUUCAGCUCUCCAAGCUUAGAAGUCCUGAAGGGUUCCUUAGACUGCACUGAGAGCUGGCCAUGGUGAUGUGUGCCAGUCACAGAGUCAAGAGUGCCAUGAGCCCAGUGACAACCUGGACUACACUGGGAGUUCAAGUCUAGCCUGAGUUAUAUAGCAAGACCUUGUCUCAAAAACAAACAAACCAAAAACCAAAAAAAAAAAAAAAAAAAAAAAAAAACCAGAAAAAAAAAAUCCAGCACUUGGGAGACAGAGACUGACAGAUCCCGGACAGUCACAGUCAGGGCUGGUUACACUGAGAAAUCCCAUCUAGAAAAACUAAAAACAAAAAAAAACAGAAACAAAAGCAAACAAGCAAGCAAGCAACAACAACUGCAGAUAGGGGUGGACGUUGCAAUAAAAAGGUGCCCACAGCAUUCAGAUUGUGCAAACAGAAAAAAUUUAAAGUUUAAUCUAAACCUGACUAUGAAGAAAUCCUCAGACAUUCAUUUAUUACUUACAUGUUACUAUAUAGCCAGCCUGGGAUUCAAAUGACAGGAUUGUAAAAGAUAAAAUUGGCCAGGCAUGGAUGCAUGCCUUUAGGCCCAUGCACUCAGCGGGCAGAAGCAGGCACAUCUCAUUGAGUUUAAGGCCAGGCUGGCCUACAUAGUGAGUUCCAAGACGACCAGAGCUAUGUAUAGAGAAUUUGUUUCAAAAAACUGAGGAGAGGGGGUGGCACAUACAGACAGACCAAAGCCACGGAUGGUAGUACCUAUAAUUUUAACAUUAGGGAAGUAGAGGCAGGAAGAUCAGAGGCUCUGCUAUUAUACAUAGUGAAAGGCUAACCUGGGUUACCUGAAACCCUCAUUCAAAGAAGAAGAAAACACAGAACCUGUACCAAGUCAUGGCAACAAAUGCAGUUUGAGAUUCUUGAUUGGAA
Messenger RNA from Mastomys coucha (southern multimammate mouse), 3595 nucleotides. RefSeq names its product ArfGAP with dual PH domains 2 (gene Adap2). Bases 197 to 1345 code for a protein of 382 amino acids. Gene Ontology annotation, molecular function: GTPase activator activity; phosphatidylinositol bisphosphate binding. The transcript is spliced from 10 exons. NCBI's taxonomy places the organism in Eukaryota, Metazoa, Chordata, Mammalia, Rodentia, Muridae. Gene Ontology annotation, biological process: positive regulation of GTPase activity. Gene Ontology annotation, cellular component: intracellular membrane-bounded organelle; plasma membrane. The record is from RefSeq and is a predicted model, not a curated record.